AUGUCCAAGCUUCGAGUGGUACAAUUGACGCAGGAAGCGCUAAAAAUUCAAUGUAAAGUGGAUGAUUUUGAAGAAUGGGGAUCUCCAACGCUAAACUUGAAGCAAUAUCAACGCAAAGAAGAAUUGCAACGCGCGACGCCGUUUUCCCGACGCGGGUCCAUCUUUUGGGCAUUGGUGGACGACAAGGGGGACAAGGGAGACUCGAAUCUCGUAGCGGGUAGGACAGUGCUGUAUUGUCACUGUGAAACUCACCGCUUUGACUGCGUUGUGCGUCGCAGUUCGGGGAAGACUGAACGAGGUUAUUCAUAUCAUAUUGGGUCGGUGUUUACACUGCCAGAGUACCGUAAACGGAGCCUCGCCAAGAUUUUCAUGAAAGAAGUGGCCAAGCAGCUGGAAAAACAAUCACGGACAUUCGUUUCGGUGCUGUAUUCGGAUAUAGGACCGACAUACUACGACAAGCUUGGGUGGAAGCUGCAUCCGUCCAAGAUGGCUACACUCGAUGUCGCAAACCCGCGCAACGUCAAAGCUGAGCGCAGUGUUGCAGAAUUGGUGUCGUUGCAUAUAGAUGAUAAGCUUGACGAGAUUCUUCAGGCCGAUAACGAAAGGCUGGUCACGGAGCUGGCGAGUGAAAAGUUUCAAGGGCGAGAGGCAUUUGUAGUGCUGCCGACUCGCGAUUCUAUCGAGUGGCAGUUCUGCAUUGGUGAGCAUUUUGCUCGUGUUCGAGGAUACGAGGAGCUUCCGUCUAACUGUGGCGUAAAAUUCAAUGAAGAUGCCUUCAUCCUUUGGUGUCACAACUUGAAAGAAUCAACUUUGUACGUUGUUCGUGCUCGUUUCCCGGAAGAGUCCGUAAAUGGUGCCAACAUCACGCGUAUGCUGUUGAACGAAGCACUGAAGGAAGCACGCAAAUUUAAGCUGAAAAAGGUGGCAAUUUGGGAUCCUUCUUUCAGCUUACAACACGCUGACGUACGCUGCCACCUCGAGAUUGAGUUUGUUGACCGUGAGGACUCGCUAUCGAGUGCCAUGAUGUUUCAUCACGGAAGCGAUGCAGAUUCCGAGACGUCUAUUCCCCACUGGCUUGGCAAUGAAAAGUAUGCAUGGGUCUAA
Molecule: messenger RNA, 1104 nt
Organism: Peronospora farinosa
Lineage: Eukaryota; Oomycota; Peronosporomycetes; Peronosporales; Peronosporaceae
Source: the annotation of a GenBank genome assembly